Cordyceps fumosorosea ARSEF 2679 is the source of this 1599-nucleotide messenger RNA. RefSeq names its product Histone-fold domain containing protein. The record is from RefSeq and is a predicted model, not a curated record. NCBI's taxonomy places the organism in Eukaryota, Fungi, Ascomycota, Sordariomycetes, Hypocreales, Cordycipitaceae. Bases 1 to 1599 code for a protein of 532 amino acids. The transcript is spliced from 2 exons. Gene Ontology annotation, biological process: resolution of meiotic recombination intermediates; replication fork processing. Gene Ontology annotation, molecular function: chromatin binding; protein heterodimerization activity. Gene Ontology annotation, cellular component: Fanconi anaemia nuclear complex; FANCM-MHF complex.
AUGGCCGACACACCAACUGGCGGCAGCAGUCGCCCGGCCGCGACGCCGGCAGGGCGAACGCCAUCCCAAAGGACACCGUCCGAACGCACAUCCAACCCGAAUGCCUCCGUCCACACGCCGCUCGACCGCACCGGCCCCCGCGAGCUCGCCAACUCGGUCCGCCGAGGCCUCAGCGCCUCCGGCGGCCGCAGGAACAACGCGCCCACGCCACACGCGACCGCCGCCCGACGGGCGCUCGAGCAGCGCCGAACCGCCAUGUUCACGCCCGGGAAGAACCGCCGACGGAGCCUGCGCGAGCAGCACCAGACGCCGAUGAACAUUCUCAACCAGCUGGCGAAGCGCCUGGCGCCAUCGACGCAGCAGGUGCCCGCUGCGAGCUCGUCGCCGAUGGUCAGGGAGCCGCGGUUGAGUUUGCGCCCGGUGGCGGAGCGCGAGGAGGAGGAGGAGGACGACGACGACGAUUACUUGGAGGACGAGGCAGACGUGGAGGAGGAGGACGAUGACGACGAAGAGCUGCCAGCGCCGCCGAGAUUAUCUCUGGCGCUGCAGGAGGAUGAGGACGACACGAUAGAGCUUCGCCCUCCUCGGUUGUCUGUACUCCCAGACGAUAACUUUACAAAUUACACGGUCGGAUCGGUCGAACUGCCGCGCGAGCAGCCAAAGUCAAGAUAUUCGCGUGGGAGUUUGGGCAGUGUACGCCGGAGUGACUACUUUGACCCAAACGAGCAGACGGUAGAGAUAAGUGGGCGGCAGUCGGACUUCUUUCCUGGCUCGCUGCUGGAGAACCUGCAAGGCAGAGCAGAGGACAACGCGGCUGCAUUUGAACGGUUCGAUAAUGACGCUACAAUGCGUACGCUCGGUCGGGAGAGUGAGUUUACGCUUGGUGUGCCCCCGGACAUGGCCGAUCAGACUACCUUCAUGCUCUCGGAACCGGGCGGCGAUGCGCCACCUACUUCCCCCUUCCCAGGCGAUUCAGCGGCAGCUGCGGCGGCACGAACGGGGGGUGACACAACGCGUGGCAAUAUUUCCUUUAUCCCGGACAUUUCAGCCGCCGGAGAAGAUCUGCCAGCAUUUGGCGACGACGAUGAUGACGAUGAUCAUCGCGAGCGUGAAACCUUUGACGAUAUCGAGCCCACAGGUAGACAGGACCGCGAAGAGCAAGAGGAGGAGGAAGACGCUGAAUCCGGUCGCCGCCGUGUCUCUGCGCUGACUCAUGGGGAAACGUUCAUAUCUGAGGGUGAGGAUAGCGACCCGGCCGACGCCACAGCGCGCCAGCAGGACACGAGCAGGUUAAGCUUAGUGGGAGGGCCCGCGCCCGCCCGCCGGGGUCCGAAGCCCAAGAAGAAGGUGAAGCGCAUCUCUCGCCACGGCGCCGAGUACCCGCCGCUGCCGGCGCCGUUCGUGCGACGCGUGGCGCACCGCGCUGUCCAGUCGUCCGGCUUGAGCAACCACCGCAUCUCGUCGGACGUGCUGGCUGCGCUGACGCAGGCGUCGGAGUGGUUCUUUGAGCAGCUCGGGGAUGAUCUGGGCGCCUACGCAGACCACGCGAAGCGGACCGUCAUUGAAGAGAGCGAUGUGUUGACCCUCAUGAAAAGGUAG